This is a messenger RNA of Microdochium trichocladiopsis, 1769 nucleotides long. RefSeq lists its product as uncharacterized. The record is from RefSeq and is a predicted model, not a curated record. NCBI's taxonomy places the organism in Eukaryota, Fungi, Ascomycota, Sordariomycetes, Xylariales, Microdochiaceae. The transcript has 3 exons. The coding region runs from base 150 to 1613 and encodes 487 amino acids.
CGUCGUCGUUCCACUCUGUCAACCGUCGCCGUAGCUCCAUCUCUGUCCAGCGUACAGUUUCGAGCACGCCAGAACAGGGAGCUGUCUUGCUUGCUCAACUAUUCUCCUCAGAGCAUUGGCCUGUCACACAUCGUCGUCCUUUACCAGAAAUGGCGCCACAAGACGAAAGGCGGCGGCCUGCUGCGCUCAACCUUGCUCCCUCCCGAUCGUCAUCUUCCGGUUCCUCAUCCGGAUCGUCCCUGAAGCAGCCCAGGACACCCAGAUUCGCCGAAGCCACAACCGUCUACUCUCCCGUCGAGCACAAGUCGCUGCCUUUCAGUGAUCGCUCGCAAGCCCAACAACCACAACCUGCAGAUGUAGGCUUCGGUUACAUCGGUGGCAAUAGAGAGUCUGUCGUCAUGCCCAUGACACCAGCUUCACCACUCAAGAGUGCCAUGAGGGUCCCCGGCACUCCUGCACGCAAGUUCGAGAACCCUUUGAGCCCGACCUUCCGUGAAGAGGAGAUUCUGGAGAAACGCGAGAAGGACACCGACAAGGAGCAGGCCAAGGACGUGAGCAUGAAAGCCAAGGUUCGACUUGCCAAGUUUGCCCUGCGUGGCAUCGGCUUCAGUUGCUCACUCAUCAUUCUUGCCAUGGUCGGCUCAUCCUUCGCCAUCUUCCGUGCGACGUCCGGUCUUGCUGCACAGAAUGGUCUUCCGGCAUGGGCCAGCAACACCCAGACUUGGCCGCAGAUUGUCACCCUUGUCGCCGCGUGUAUCUCGCUCCUCGCUUGUAUCCUCAUCUUUGUUGGCUACUGCCGUGGCGGUCACCGCCGGGCUGAGAAGGUCGGCGUCUACUAUACUCUGUUCGCCGUUGGCUGGUUCAUCUUUUCCAUGCUCAUGUGGGCUGGCACCGCAGGAGCCCUCCAGUUCACAAAAUCGAACAGUGGUAACCAGGACAUGUGGGGAUGGGCCUGCGUCGACAACCACCGUGCCGAUCUCUUUGCCGACAAGGUCGACUACGCACUUGUGUGCCGUCUUCAGAACUGGGCUCUGAUUUGCAUCAUCAUCGAAGUCGUCAUCGAUGUCAUCAGCAUCGCUCUGUACAGCAUCGUGUUCUGGAGAUACUACUCAAAGAGGAAGCUGACCAAGUCCAUGGACUUGCGCGACCGUGCCCGGUCCGAUCUCUACCUUGCUCAGCUCCGGACUCAGUCUGCGCCCAACACUCCUGGUUUUGGACCCAAGUCUCCGGCAUUUUCGCAAUACGCAAUGUCGCCGCGCUUCCCACCAACUGCAUUCAAGUCUCUCGGUGACAUCGCCGAGUCGCCCGUGUUCACACCCGCACCGGCAACGGAGCCUCUGUCAGCCUUUGCUAGCCCCAAGAGCAGCAACAGCCAGAAGACAUUUGUCCUGCAAGCCCCUCCCGCCAAGGCGCCGUCAGCGACACCCAAGCUUGGCGGACUACGAACACCAACGACACCAAGCGCACCUUCACAGUCUCAAAGUAUCAAUGAGCACGGUCCGGUAGCUCCAGGAGAGCAGACGUACGAGGCUGUGCCCAUUCCCGGUGCCUACGCCGAUCAGGCUUUUAAGAGCCCGUCGGCGAACCAGACAACCUUUGGUCUGGCGAGGUGAUGGGAUUCGGUAAACCGUUAUUUAGAGACGAAGGCAGAUGAAACAUGUACAGACGAGACGAAAUCUUAUUCUUUUGUUUAACAGAGCUAGUCGCUCCUGGCAGCUUAUCAAGGCGUUCAAAGGCGGCAGGCUUUCCGAGAUUCAGAUACCUUUUGG